Molecule: messenger RNA, 3930 nt
Organism: Closterium sp. Yama58-4
Lineage: Eukaryota; Viridiplantae; Streptophyta; Zygnematophyceae; Desmidiales; Closteriaceae
Source: the annotation of a GenBank genome assembly
AUGUUUCACAAAUUGAACGUGGAGGGGGCAGCUGUAGUCACAGUGGAGGGCAUCGGCAGCACGCGGGGGAGGCUGCAUCCGGUGCAGGCGGCUCUGUCCUCCUCACACGGCUCGCAGUGUGGUUUCUGCACGCCUGGGUUUGUCAUGUCCAUCGCUGCUGCCACGGUCAGCAGCAGCAGCAGCAAGGAUAGAAGCAGGGCCGUGUGGUUUCGGCCAAUCACGCUGCGCCAGCUGUUGGCGCUACGAGAAGCGUUUCCUGCAGCCAAGGUGGUGGCGGGGAACACGGAGGUCGGCGUGGAGAUGCGGUUCAAGGGGCUCAGACCUCCAGCCUACAUCCACGUGGCAGCCAUCCCUGCGCUCUCAGAAAUUGGCCAAUCAGAGCGCGGCAUCACUAUCGGGGCAGCAGCCUCACUGUCCGCCCUGCGCCAAGCCAUGCUGGCAGUAGUGGGGAGUGUGGCAGAUCACAAGACAGCUGUGUGUGCUGCUAUAGCGGAACAACUGAGGUGGUUCGCAGGAGUGCAGAUUCGCAACGUGGCAACGCUAGCUGGUAACAUCGUUACAGCGAGCCCCAUAUCCGACCUCAACCCCAUCCUCAUCGCUGCCAACGCGACGUUCCACCUCGCCAGGCUGGCACCCAAGGCCGCUGACGUGGCAGAUGCUGACAUGGCAGCAAGUGCUGACGUGGUCAAGGCCGAGCGAUCCUCCCGUCCAAUCGAGCUACGACAGGUGGCGGCACGGGAUUUCUUCAAGGGGUACCGGAAGGUGGAUCUGAGGGAGGGGGAGGUCUUUACAGCAGUGUUUAUUCCAUGGACUCGUCCCAACGAGCACACGGUGGCAUACAAGCAGGCACACCGCAAGGAUGACGACAUUGCUCUCGUGAAUGCCGCCCUGCGCGUGCUGCUCUCCCCUCCCAACCGAGACGCCCCUCCCUCAGUUCUCGAGUGCUCGCUCGUAUUCGGAGGCGUGGCAGCAACAACAGUAUCAGCCCACCGCACGCAGCAACACCUGCUCGGCCGCUCCUGGACUCAAGAAACCCUUCAGGUGGCGCUUCAGGUGCUUCAGGAGGAGAUAUGCAUACCUGAGAACGCACCUGGCGGCAUGCCUGAGUUCAGGGGAUCCCUCGUUCUCUCCUUCUUCUUCAAGUUCUUUCUGCUUGUGGCCCACCGUGUGAAUUGUCAGUCGCAGCAGCAGCUGCCAGGGAAAAUGGAAACGGGGGCAGAGGGAGGGGCAGAGGCAGAGGGAGGGGCAGGAGCAGGCUCGGAAGGAGAGAGCACCCUCACAACCACCAGCACCACAACCAACGCCAGCAGCAGCAGCAGCAACGAUGCAGCUUCCGUGUGGCCGCCCCCCUCCUACCUGUCCGCUUUGGACUCUCUCCCUCGCCCCUAUCCCCGCGGCAUGCAAGCAUGGGAGGCCAGACCCCUGGCAGAGGGCGCUGCUACUGGCUCUGGGAGUGAGGGAGGAGGAGGGGAGGCAGGGGCGGUGGUGGGGGUGCCGGCCGUUCACCUCUCUGCUGACUUGCAGGUGACAGGAGAGGCGGAAUACGCAGACGACACGCCUCUCCCCCCCUCUGCCCUGCAUGGCGCUCUUGUCCUCAGCACACGCCCCCACGCUCGCAUUCUCUCCAUCGACCAAUCAGAGGCCGCCACCUGUCCGGGCUUUGUGGGGAUGUUUGGAGCCAAGGAUGUGCCCGGUAGCAACCGGUUUGGUGCGGUGGAGCACGAUGAGGAGGUGUUUGCUUCGGAGAUUGUCCACUGUGUGGGGCAGAUCAUUGCAGUGGUUGUUGCCGACACUCACGACCACGCUCGGGCAGCUGCAAAUAAGGUCAAAGUGGUCUACGAGGAUCUGCCCGCCAUUCUCACCAUCCAGGAAGCCCUUGCUUCGGGCAGCUUUCACAAAUUCCCGUUCUCGGGCGGGCAGACCGAAAGAAACCUCCUCAGGGUCCCAAACCCCCCUGUGAAAACCGAUCAAGAAAACGCCUCAGAAGAGAACAACAAAGUCAAAUCCUCCCCGUCCGAUUCAGCAAGCAUCCAAGUGCUCGCCGCCCGGACCGGGUCCUCCGUCUCCCCUGCUGACGUGGAAUCCGUCCUGGCUGACGUGUCCCAAUGCCCAUUGGUACUUGAAGGCGAGGUGGCGAUGGGAGGGCAGGAGCACUUCUAUCUUGAACCCAACACCUGCGUGGUUUGGCCUGUGGACGGGGGGAGGGAAGUCCAUAUGGUGUGCUCCACCCAAGCACCCACACACCACCAGAAGGAUGUCGCUGCUGUGCUGGGGAUUCCCAUGCACAGGGUGGUUUCGCGGGUGAAGCGGCUGGGAGGGGGGUUUGGGGGGAAGGAGACGCGGAGCGUGCUGGUGGCGGCGGCGGCGUGUGUGCCGGCGUGGCGGUUGAAUAGAGCUGUGCGGAUCACAUUGGAUAGGGAUGAUGAUAUGAAGGUCACGGGGCAGCGACACCCUUUUUACGGCAAGUUCAAGGUGGGCUUCACCCCUUCAGGUCAUCUCGUGGCCCUGCAAGUCCUGCUCGUGUCGAACGCCGGCUGCACGCUCGAUCUCUCAGCAGCAGUCCUCGAGCGAGCUCUCUUCCACUGUGACUCGGCCUACUCAGCACCGCACAUGCAUGCCCGGGGGCGCAUGGCUCGCACGCACCUGCCCUCCAACACAGCCUUCCGGGGGUUCGGCGGGCCGCAGGGGAUGAUGGUGAUGGAGAGUGCUAUUGACCACGUGGCGAGGACUGUUGGGAAGAGCCCGGAAGAAAUUAGGUUUCUGAACCUCCAACCAGAGGGCUACACCCUCCACUUCGGCCAGCCUCUAACGCACAACCCGAUGCACCGAAUCUGGACGCAGCUGCUCCACUCCUCCUCCUUUGAAUCCCGCCGAACCAACAUCGACACAUACAACUCGACAAGCCGGUGGCGAAAGAAAGGCCUCGCGAUGAUCCCCACCAAGUUUGGCAUUUCGUUUACUGCCAAGUUUCUGAACCAGGGCGGGGCGCUGGUGCAUGUGUAUACGGACGGAACGGUGCUGGUGACACACGGAGGGGUGGAGAUGGGUCAGGGGCUGCACACCAAGUGUGCUCAGAUUGCUGCUCAGACCUUGGGAGUGCCGCUGUCAAAUGUGUUCAUAUCUGAAACUAGCACUGAUAAGGUACCCAACACCUCUCCCACGGCCGCAUCAGCAUCGUCAGACAUCUACGGACGGGCGGUUUUGGAAGCUUGUGAGGAGAUCAAGCGUCGGAUGGAGCCAAUCAGGCAGCAGUACCCUGAGGAGACGUUCGGGCAGAUUGCCGAUCGAUGCUACAGAGAACGCAUAAACCUGUCAGCGCAGGGAUUCUUUGCCACCCCCAACAUCGAAUUCGACUGGGCAACAGCCUCCGGCUCCCCCUUCGCCUACUUCACGUUCGGAGCAGCGGUGGCAGAGGUGGUGGUAGAUGUGCUGACUGGGGAGUGGGUGGCACCGCGAGUUGAUGUUCUCAUGGAUGUGGGGCGGUCACUCAACCCAGCCAUUGACAUUGGACAGAUAGAGGGGGCGUUUGUACAAGGAAUGGGGUGGUCGGUGAUUGAGGAGAGCAAGUGGGGUGACAGCGCUCACCCAUGGGUAGCGCCUGGCUCGCUCUUCACGUGUGGGCCCGGCACGUACAAGAUCCCUGCCGCUUCUGAUAUUCCCACAGACUUGCGAGUCACUCUGCUGGCUGACUCCCCCAAUCCACACGCAGUGCUCUCAUCCAAAGCGGUCGGCGAGCCGCCCUUCUUCCUCGGCUCAUCCGUCAUGUGGGCCAUAAAAGACGCCAUCUACGCCGCCCGGAAGGACGCUGGCCACACUGGCUUCUUUCGUCUCGACUCUCCCGCCACCCCAGAGAGAAUUCGUCUGGCGUGUGUUGAUCAGCUUACAGAGCCCUUCUGUGGCCCAAAUGUCGUGUCACGGCUCAGCGUGUAA